Messenger RNA from Magnusiomyces paraingens, 4641 nucleotides. RefSeq lists its product as uncharacterized. NCBI's taxonomy places the organism in Eukaryota, Fungi, Ascomycota, Dipodascomycetes, Dipodascales, Dipodascaceae. The transcript is spliced from 3 exons. Bases 1 to 4641 code for a protein of 1546 amino acids. The record is from RefSeq and is a predicted model, not a curated record.
AUGAUAAGAUAUUUGACCAGAUAUCUUCUUGAAGAUCAUGAAAAGGAAACCAAGUCUACUUUCUCAGUUCUCAGUUCUCAGUUCUCAGUUCUCAGUUCUCAGUUCUCAGUUCUCAGUUCUCAGUUCUCAGUUCUCAGUUCUCAGUUCUCAGUUCUCAGUUCUCAGUUCUCAGUUCUCAGUUCUCAGUUCUCAGUUCUCAGUUCUCAGUUCUCAGUUCUCAGUUCUCAGUUCUCAGUUCUCAGUUCUCAGUUCUCAGUUCUCAGUUCUCAGUUCUCAGUUCUCAGUUCUCAGUUCUCAGUUCUCAGUUCUCAGUUCUCAGUUCUCAGUUCUCAGUUCUCAGUUCUCGGUUCUCGGUUCUCGGAAUCUCUUCUGGCUAAUUAUAAAGAUACAUGCUGGGCUUGUGCCAAUUUAAUUCCACAAUCGGUUGCAAAUUGUGAUUUUAACAACAUUCUUUCCGCCGAAUUCAGGGAUUGUUUGUGCUCACGGAAGCGUCAUGUUCGAAUGUACAUAAAGCAUUGUGGUAAAUGCCUUGGUGUUUCUAAUGACGAUUUUAGAGACUAUGACCCAUCUAUCGACAUUCAACCUACAGAUUUGAUUGAAAAUGAUGAUCUCCCUGACGAUGUUAAAGAAAAAUUAAAUGGAAUUGUUCACCUUGUUCAAAUAUUUUGUAAAAAAGAAGUCAAUGAUGAACCAACUGACUGGAAUACCCAAGAGAUAGACACAGAAUGGGAAGCAGAAAUAUCUAACUUUUACUCUACAGCCUUAAAUACCAUAGGCUCAAUUUUACAAAUUUCCUCGUUAUCAACUGAGUACUAUAUUGGAAGCACUUCUAAAAGUUCUACUUUGCAAGAAUUUAUAUCUUCCCAACAACUUACCACAGAUUUAUCGUUGAACCCGUCCAUUGAAUCCUCCAUUGAAUCCUUCAUUGAAUCAUCUAUUGAAUCAUCUUUUGAAGUCUUUUCAGUAUCAUUUAUUACAUCAUCUUCUAAUCCAUCUCAACAAACGGCCCUGAUGUCGUUUCCCGAACCAUCUCCAGAACCAUCUCCAGAACCAUCCCCAGAACCAUCUCCAGAACCAUCUCCAGAACCAUCUCCAGAACCAUCUCCAGAACCAUCUCCAGAACCAUCUCCAGAACCAUCUCCAGAACCAUCUCCAGAACCAUCUCCAGAACCAUCUCCAGAACCAUCUCCAGAACCAUCUCCAGAACCAUCUCCAGAACCAUCUCCAGAACCAUCUCCAGAACCAUCUCCAGAACCAUCUCCAGAACCAUCUCCAGAACCAUCUCCAGAACCAUCUCCAGAACCAUCUCCAGAACCAUCUCCAGAACCAUCUCCAGAACCAUCUCCAGAACCAUCUUCAGAAUCAUGUACAGAAUUAUCUCCAGAGCCACCCAUUGACUCGUCUUUAGGGUCACCCACAAACCCAUUUAUACAAUCAUUUACAGAACUAUCUCUUGAACCAUCCCCGGAACCAUCACCAGAGUCUUCGCUUAAACCGUUUUUAGAACUAUCUUCUGAACUAUCUUUUAAACUUUUCCCUAUGUCUUCUUUAGAGUCAUCUCUAGAAAAAUCGCCCAAGAUAUCUCUUGAACCCUACUCACACUCAUUUUUUGAGCCAUCACCGGGAAAUUCUUUUGAAUUAACUCUUGAAACCACUUUAGAAAAAUUACCAGAAUCGAUUUCGGAAUCACAUUUUAAAUCAGAUUUUGAAAUAUUUUCAAAGCCCCCCUUAGGACCAUUUCAAGAAACAUCAUUAGAAUCAUUCUCAGAAUUAUUGUCUUCAGAAGGAUUUGAAUAUACAAUAUUUACUCAUCAUUUUGAAACUGGUGAAUCCAAUGAACGUGAAACCUUAACGACUACCUCUUUUGAUGUUCAGAUUUUAUUAACUUCGAAUAUUAAAGAAAUUUCUAAGACAAGUACAUCUAACAACAUGAAUGAAUGUACACAGUCACCCUCAAGCUCUUACUUUGAAUAUAUUACUUGCACAAGCUUUUUGACGGAGAUCAUUAACAAAGCUAGUAUCAACAAUGAGAUGAUUUCUUCAAGUGUUGAAGAAUCUUUCAAAAAGCCUUUUUUUCUAAAUUCUACGUUCCGAAGCAGUCUUUCUAUCAAUCCCUCCACUAAUAUCAUAUCUUCAAAUGGUUCUGACAUAAGGUUUGUGACUUUGACAACUGUUUUCAUCGAGACAUUUGAAUAUUCUACACUCAUUUCGCCUUCCUUUGAUACGACCACUUCUUUAAAUAAUGAAUCCAGUUUAAUCACUAAAUCAUUUGACAUUGAAAAUAUCACUCAAACAACUUCAAUCUUUACAAACUAUGUUUCAAAUACUACAAUAUCAUGUGUUGAUGGUAUUUCUAUUCCUUCUCCAACGCCAACAAUUGUUUUGCCAAAUAUUACAAUUUCAUUUCCAAGCAUGGCAAAUAAAAAUAAAAAUAAAACUUUAUCAACAUCAAAUUUGAAUGCUUCAUCAUUAUCUCCCCAUCCGUUUGUCACUACCUUUUAUAAUAAAACAGAUUCUCACUUCGUUUCCAUAAAUCAAUCAACCCCCAUAAUUUAUUCUUUUCAUUCUAUUAACUCUUUUAUUACUGACUCUUAUCCUAAUUUAACUUCUAAUACCCCUACCAAGAGUUUUAAUACAUCAAUAAUGCAAUGGGCUUCUGGUGUUACUUUGUCUCCCAUUACUUCAUGGAACAAAUCUUUAGCUAACUUAACUUUUCAAGCUACUAUAUAUCCCUAUAUAACAUCAUCAACUCCUACAUUUAAUGUAUCUAAAGAAAAGCAUUCAACUGUAUUUAUACCGACUUUCACUAAAGAUAAAAUAUCUCUUUUUCCUGUCACUUCAAUAGCACCUUCUAUUAUUACCUCAGACACUCAGCCCCAUAAUAGUAAUACUGAUCGAAAUUUGACCAGCCCAGUUUCAGUUAAACAUAACUCAUCAGUUUAUCACAUGAUAUCAGCAAAGAAUGCUUCCGUUAAAACUCCUCAGGUGUACUUUAAUUUAACGUCGGAGUUAAUCCCUGUUAUUGAAUCAAAGACUUUGAUUUUCACAUCGAUUUCAUCGGGGUCACCAUUACCCGCUCCCAUAUUUGUUAACUACACUAAUAUCACAAAUGCAAUGGAAUUUCGAACUUCUGUUGUAUCUUUACAAAUAGCUCAAGAUAAGCCAACUACUGCGCCAAAUUAUUAUUCUUCUUUAAAUAAUCAUUAUACUUUUUCUGGAGAUUCAGAUAAAUUUAUUAGUCAUGUGCAAAAUACUGAGAUUGAAAUUCCUGAAAAGCUUACUUAUUCGUUUACGUCUGAAGGUUUAUCAUCAUCUCUUUCAGAAUUUGCACCAACAGAGAUUAUUACAGCAUACUCUAAUCAAGAAACUUUGAUUCCUUCAGAGAAAUUGUCAAAUGUUGAUAUUAAUCACCCAUUUAAAUCAAGUUCAAUUCAAUCAGCUAAUGAAUUCAGCUCUAAGUCUUCAUUUGUGUUAAAUUCUAAGUCUAUCGAAGAUACUAGUUCAAGUUCUAAAAUCUUUUCCAAGUUAUCACAAGUUUCAAAUCAGAUUUCUCUUUUUACUUUUUCUUUACAUACAAUAUCAUCGAAAAUUUUAUUUUCAGAAACAGUUAAUCAAGAGACACAAACGUAUGUCACUUUAUUAAGUGUUUCAGAUAAAAUAGCAUCUUCUACUGUUAUAGCUCCAAAAGCAAUAAACAAAACGGCUAUUAUUGAAAGUCACAAUACUGGUUAUAAUUCUGCUUCCAUUUAUGAACCUGAUUUAAGUAAUACUCCUACUCCAAUUGAUACUCCUACUACAAUUGAUACUCCUACUACAAUUGAUACUCCUACUACAAUUGAUACUCCUACUACAAUUGAUACUCCUACUACAAUUGAUACUCCUACUACAAUUGAUACUCCUACUACAAUUGAUACUCCUACUACAAUUGAUACUCCUGCUAAAAUUGAUACUCCUGAUACUAUUAAUUCGCUUUUUGAAAUUAAUACGCUCAAGUCUAGCAAUUCUCAUACUUCCAUUAAUUUACCUGCUCAAGUUAACAGUUAUGUUUUAGCUAAUGGAACAGUAGUAUCCAAUGAUCUGGAUUUAUCUGUCGCUGUUGAUAUGCCUAACAUAAUUGGAAUAUCGGCUAUUAAACCACAAACCCAUAGUAUCACCCCUUAUCAGUUAUCAACUGAACAAUAUUUUUCAGAAAUUUCAUCUUCUGAUGUUUCCUUUUUAAAAAGUAUUCAGGAUCAAUCAAUUUGGUUAAAUUCCUUUUCAUCUACUGCCAAAAAUUCUCCAACUUUAACAUUAAAAUUACCUUUGAGCACACCCAACUCUGUUUCUUAUUCUACAUAUAUUUUUACACCUGAAAUAACGUUAGAAUCUCAGUUUUCAUCGAACGCCUCACCAUUUUCAGUUGUGUCGACAUCAUAUAGCAUUUCCUCUCCUUCCUCUCCUUCCUCUCCUUCCUCUCCUUCUUCUCCUUCUUCUCCUUCUUCUCCUUCUUCUCCUUCUUCUCCUUCUUCUCCUUCUUCUUCUCCUUCUCCUGCACACAAAACAUCGACUUAUACAUUGUCAUCAGCAGGUGGUGUUGCUAGAAGCUAUAGAUGGAAUCAUUAUUAUGAUUGGUUUUUUUCUGUUUUCGUUUUAAUUAUGUGA